CAUUGCUGCGGUGUUGAAAAAGAUGGCUUCACCGCUGGAGCAGUUUGUUGAAAAUGUUAGGACUAUGUCGGCAUCAGGUUCGUUUCGUGAAUUAUGUGAAGUAAUAGGCAAGUCUGAUGAGGUCUUACAAAGGAACAGUGCUCACCUUCCGACAGUUCUUGAGACACUUGAUAUCCAGCAACACUCUCUAGGCGUGUUGGCAGUCCUAGUUGCUAAAUUUUCGUUGCAACAGAGUGCCGAUGUGGACAAGUCUACUAUGUUCAAGCAAAUCCAUGACUUCAUAACAAACUGUAACGGAGAACAAGUUAGGUUCUCACCAGAGCUUUAUGCUGAACUAUGUCACAUCUUAACAAACUACCUUGUAGAAAUUAAACAACCUAUCAGAGGUAUAGAGAUACUAAAGAAAGCAAUCAGAAAGAUCCAGUUAUUUGAUUCGCAGCUGACUUCAAUCCAUGCUGAUAUUUGUCAACUUUGCCUGCUUUCAAAAUGUAUGAAACCAGCACUGGAGUUUUUGGAGACUGACGUCACAGGAAUAAGUUCUGAGUUGGGCGGCAACAAUGAUUCUAAGCAUUUCCUUCUAUAUUACUACUAUGGAGGCAUGAUCUACACAGCCAUGAAGAACUAUGACAGAGCCCUAUAUUUCUUUGAAGUUGUAGUCACUGUUCCAGCUAUGGUUGUCUCCCACAUCAUGUUGGAAGCUUAUAAGAAAUACAUAUUAGUGUCAUUUAUUCUACAUGGCAAGAUUUUACCCAUGCCGAAAUAUACAUCACAAGUGGUGUGCCGUUUCCUGAAGCCAUUGUCAGUGGCUUACCAUGAACUGGCAACUUCUCAGCAUGCAGCCAUAAAGCAUCGGGAAACAUUUAUCAGAGAUAAAAACAUGGGAUUAGUUAAUCAGGUUUUAAGCUCAAUGUACAAAAAGAAUAUACAAAGGUUGACCAAGACAUUCUUAACAUUAUCGUUAAGUGACGUAGCAGCACGAGUGCAGCUGCCCGGUCCGACGCAAGCAGAAAGUUACAUUCUUAACAUGAUCGAAGAGGGAGAAAUAUACGCGAUGAUAAAUCAGAAGGAUGGCAUGGUCGUAUUCUUGGACAGUCCCGAGAAGUACGCAUCGCCAGAAACAUUGUGUGUAUUGGAACAGCAAAUGGCGGCCUGUACGAAACUACAUCAGUAUAUACAAGAGAUGGACGAACAAAUACAAGUUAACCCUCAGUACGUCAAGAAGUCUGUAGGGAGCCACGACGAGGAUAUUCCAGCCACCAGUCAGAAUUCAAAGACUACUUAUUCUAUGUAAUAAUAUAGAUACUCAUUUUAUUAAAUAGUUACGUAAUUAA
Trichoplusia ni (cabbage looper) is the source of this 1331-nucleotide messenger RNA. It is a transcript of the gene CSN3, whose product is annotated as COP9 signalosome complex subunit 3. The transcript has 10 exons. The coding region runs from base 23 to 1291 and encodes 422 amino acids. Lineage: Eukaryota; Metazoa; Arthropoda; Insecta; Lepidoptera; Noctuidae. The record is from RefSeq and is a predicted model, not a curated record. Gene Ontology annotation, cellular component: COP9 signalosome. Gene Ontology annotation, biological process: ubiquitin-dependent protein catabolic process.